AUGCUGCAGCAUAAAAUAUUCUUAAAUGGACAUUAUUUAUUUAAAAACAAAUCACAUGAUCGAAUAUCAUUCAUUCUUCGUCGUUUAGUUUCACAUGAACAACAUGAAUCACCUACAGUUCCACAUGAUACUCAUCCAAUACCAGUUUUACCAUUGACAAAACAAAUACCAUCAUCAUGUCAUAUUCUUAUUGCUGGUGGAGGAAUUAUUGGACAAUCAGUUGCUUAUCAUCUAAGUGAAAUUGGCGUUAAAGAUGUGGUAUUAAUUGAAAAAUCAAAAUUAGCAUCGGGUGCUACAUGGCAAAGUUCAGGACAAGGAUUGCAUUUACAGGAUACAUUAAUUCAAACACAUUUGACGAAAUAUUCUAGACAGUUAUAUGAAAAAUUACAUAAAGAAGGACAUAAUAUUGGUUUCAUUGAAAAAGGUAGUGUAUGGGUAGCACAAACAUCUGAUCGUUUACAUACAUUAAAACGACAAUAUGCAAUUAUAAAAUCUUUGGGAAUUAAUUGUGACAUAUUAAAUGUAGAAAAAAUCAAAGAGAAAAUUCCUAUCAUUGAUCCACAUGAAAUUUGGGGUGGUCUUUGGAUUGAGAAUGAUUUUAUGGUUGAUCCUGUACCACUUGCUUUAACAUUCGCUAAAUUAGCAAUUGAUAAUGGAGUGAAAAUAAUUGAAGACUGUUCUGCUAAAGAAAUUCGAACAGAAAAACAACGCGCUGGACAAUAUGAUCGUGUAACGAGCGUUGUUACAUCUCAAGGAGAUGUUAAAUGUGAUGUUUUUAUCAAUUGUACAGGAUUGUGGGCCCGAGAGCUUGGAUAUCGAUCUUCACCAGGUGUACGUAUUCCAACACAAGCAUGCGAAUACAUAUGUUUAAAAACAAAACCAAUACCAAAUUUUCCAAAGGAUAUACCCAUCGUUCAUAAUCCAGAUCAACGUUUUUAUAUUCAACCAUUAGUUGAUCGUAGUGUAUUAAUUGGUGGUUUUCUUCGUGAAUCAAAACCUAUUUUUUCAAAUGGUGUUCCUGAAACAUUCAAUUAUACGCUUCUACCUGAUAAUUGGGAUGAUUUUCAUUGGAUAUUAAAUAAUGCUAUUAAACGACUUCCAAUAUUAGGAGAAAGUGAAUAUGAAACGUUGAUAACAGGUGCUGAUAGUUUUACACCUGAUGGCCGAUUAAUUAUGAAUGAAUCUGCUGAAAUUGAUAAUUACUUUGUUGCAUCAGGUGCUAAUGGAAAUGGUAUUGCAGUUGCUGGUGGAAUUGGAAAAUAUAUUGCAGAAUUAAUACAUACAGGAAAUACAGAUUUAAGUACAUGGCCAAUAGAUAUACGUCGUUUUAUGCGUUUACAUACAAAUAAACGAUUUUUAAAAGAUCGUUUACGUGAAAUUCCUGGCAAACAAUAUUCAUUGAAAUAUCCAACUUAUGGUAUGUCAUUAUAUCGAACAGGAAGAAAACUACGUGUUUCACCAUUACAUCCAAAAUUACAAGCAGCUGGUGCUGUAUUUGGUGAAGUACUUGGAUAUGAACGUCCAUUAUUUUUUAAUUUAGAUGAAUUUGAAAAAAGAGAAAAUCAGGAUGAUUUAAGUAAACAAGGUACAUUUGGUAAAGCACGUUGGUUUAAUAUUGUUAAACGUGAAUAUAAUGCUUGUCGAAAAGGUGUUGCAGUUAUUGAUAUGACAUCAUUUACAAAAUAUGAACUUAAAUCAGCUAAUCGAAGUGUUGUGGAUUUUCUUCAAAAGCUUUGUUCGAAUAAUAUUGAUAAACCUAUUGGUACUGUUAUGCAUACCGGUAUGUUAAAUGAACAAGGUGGUUAUGAAAAUGAUUGUUCUGUUAUACGUCUUGAUGAAUUUCAUUUUAUGCUCAUAAGUCCAACAUCUCAAUCAACACGAAGCAUGAAAUGGUUAAAAUCUCAUGUGCCUGAAGAUGGUUCAGUUUUUCUAUCGGAUGUUACAUCACUUUAUACAGCAUUGAAUCUUAUUGGACCAAAAGCAAAAUAUUUAUUAUCUGAAUUAAGUGAUGAAAAUUUUAAUGAUUUUGCACGAAUGACGUGUAAAGAAAUUGAUGUUGGCUUUGUCAGUCAUAUUUAUGCUAUGAGAUUAACACAUACUGGUGAAGAUGGUUUUAUGCUUUAUAUUCCGUCCGAAUAUGCAUUAUGUGUGUACGAACAAUUGAUGGAACAAGGAAAAGAUUAUGGAAUAAUUAAUGCUGGUUAUUUUGCUCAACGAACUCUUCGAAUAGAACGAAUGUAUGCAUUUUGGGGACAAGAUAUCGAUAAAAAGACAACACCCUUUGAUUUAAAUCGUGAAUUUCGUGUUUCAUUUGAUAAAGAAUUUGUUGGUAAAGCAGCUUUGAUAAAACAAAAAAGUGAUGGUAUACAAAAGAGAUUUAUACAAUUUCUUCUUGAAGAUCAUGAUAUAGAUCGUGAUCCAUGGCCAUGGAGUGGUGAACCUAUUUAUCGUAAUGGUGAAUUUUGUGGUUAUGUUACUUCGACAGCUUAUGGUUUUACACUUGGAAAACAAGUAUGUUUGGGUUAUGUUCAUGCACAAAAUGGUGAAAAAAUCACAACGAAUUAUAUACGCGGAGCAACAUAUGAAAUUGACAUAGCAACAAAACGUUUUAAAGCACGUCCUAAUCUUUAUCAACCUUCUGAAAUGGGUCCAACAGUUCAGCUUAGCACACCCUAG
Messenger RNA from Adineta steineri, 2676 nucleotides. Lineage: Eukaryota; Metazoa; Rotifera; Eurotatoria; Adinetida; Adinetidae. The record is from the annotation of a GenBank genome assembly.